AUGGAUUUUGAUUACAGUCAGCUUGACAUACAUCAUGAGCAGGCCAUUGUUCGGGAUUCUAAAAAUGUUGAGCUUUGGCGAAAAUAUAUUAAGGAGGCGAACUCGAAGCCAUUGGAAGUUCGAUUUUUAUUGUAUCAUCGUGCUACUCGAGCAUUGCCACAAGAUGAGUCACUUUGGAAGGACUUUCUCGAGUUGGUAACCAGUCACUGUCAGUCGCUUUCCUUCUGCAAACACCGCGAUCAAUUCAUCAUCGCCAAGAAGGUUAUUGAAAGAGCAUUAGAAUAUUGCCCUCAACCUACUAUCUGGAAAAUUGUGUUGCCAUUCAUAGUUGAAAAGAUGGUAUGUGAGGUGACGUGGUGUCGAGAAGUAUUCAAUCAUGCGCUACGGCUGCUCUCUGCUACACACCAUGGGUUUGUGUUCGACCAAUUUCUCAAAUUCGGUAACAUCAUUGGUGGACCAACAUUACAACGCAUUCUCCAGCAAUAUCUUCAAUUUUUGGGGGCCAGCAACGAAGUUGCUAUUGACAAUAUUCUUGAUCUUUUAGAUGAUACCGAACAAGAUCGAGUUCUCAUGGACAUGAUUCGUCGACCUAAAAGUUACAUCACCGCUCACACGACCUUAGCACUUUGGAAAAGACUUAUAACGCUUCGCUAUGGAAGCCCUGGAUUUGAACAGAUUGUUACGACUGCUAUCAAUCACUUGCCUAAUCAGCUUGCUCGAUUCGUUUCUACAUUGGCGGAAAUUGAUACUCGCAAAGCACGGCAUUGGUUUGAGUGGGGUCUCAUCCGGGUCAAAUCGAUCGAGCAGUUCGUGGAGUUGUUCGACGAAUACUUGACCAAUGAAUUGCAAAGAUAUCAGAAGGACCCGACGCCUUUGCGUGAACAUUUCAUCAAGCAUUUAGCUGCUUCUCGAACCUCGCGAAUAGUGGAGAUCCGUCUUCGAAAUAAUUCAAACGACAUCAUAGCGUGGAACUUGAAAAUCAAACAGGCUCGUCUGCCCAAACAAAAACUUCUGACGUACGUUGAGGCUUUACGCAAGAUCAAUCCUCUCAAGGUAACUCCAGGGCUGUUGGCAGCAUUUUGGGAUGCAUAUGCAAGCAUAUAUCAUGAGAACGGUGAUCUCAAAACGGCUGAUGUUGUAUUUACUAAAGCGAUCGCGUCAAAGUUUGCCCCAGAAGAUCUCGUGCAAAUCUAUGAAAAGUGGAGUGAAAUGUGGCUUUCCCAUCAAAAGCCUCAAAGGGCCAUCGCCAUAUUGGAGCAGGCAUUACUGCUGGGUGCAGUUGCUGAGCUACCUAGCAAGUAUAAAUCGCGUCUUGUGCAGUUUUAUUUGAAUAUGUUAGAGCUGUUGGUCGAUUCCUUUACCCCUGAAGAGAUUGAGAGAGUCGCUCAAGGAUACUACAAUGUGUUGAAAAAGCGACUCAUUACUGCUAACCAAAUGAUGGAGCUUGCCGAAAUCUACCAGGAAAAUGAUAUGUGGGAACAGCUGUUCAAGGUUUACGAACAAAUCGUGGUGAAUUUUGCUCAUCCCCGGAUUCGGCUGCUGGUAUGGCGAGUAUACCUUGAAAAAGCGUUUUCGCGAGUUAGCGAAUCUCGGUACGAAGAUCUCAUUGACCAUGCAGUGUUCGGGCCUACUCUGGCUAAUCCUUUCAUUCUCGACUUUGUUCUACUCAAGCCGUCAGCAUCAAAACUCAAACGAGCAUCGAGCUUACUCAGAGCAUACAAAGGCGUCUACGCUCGACAAAUGGCUGAUGAUAAAUUUAGACUUUAUCAAAAACUUGCUGAUAUCAUGAAUGAGGACUUGGGUGUUGACGAAAUGAGAGAGUGUUAUGAAUGGAUGGUCUCCGAUCAAGGACUUACAAACUAUCAGAUAGUUGAAAUUCUGCAAUUGUACGUCGAGUUUGAGACUCAUCAAAAUCAAACCGAGCGAGCCCGAGCAUUGUGGAGACACAUCACCCGAUUACAGCACCCCAACACCCCUCUUAUGGUGCCCGUUUGGAAGAAGUGGGAGCAAUGGGAAAUAGACAACGGCGAUCAAAGUCUGUUCAAAGAUAUGUUGCGAUGGAAGCGGCGUAUUGAGCAUGAUCUCAAGGCUGUGGAGAUCUUCAAGGAUCAAAUCAACCCUAUGGGCUUCAUUGCGAGCUCUACCACGAAGCCCUCAAAAAUCAACCCCAAUCAGAUUGAAAUUGAUAUGGACUGA
Messenger RNA from Diutina rugosa, 2196 nucleotides. RefSeq names its product mRNA splicing protein. Gene Ontology annotation, biological process: mRNA splicing, via spliceosome; generation of catalytic spliceosome for first transesterification step. Gene Ontology annotation, molecular function: protein binding. Gene Ontology annotation, cellular component: Prp19 complex; post-mRNA release spliceosomal complex; U2-type catalytic step 2 spliceosome. The record is from RefSeq and is a predicted model, not a curated record. Bases 1 to 2196 code for a protein of 731 amino acids. NCBI's taxonomy places the organism in Eukaryota, Fungi, Ascomycota, Pichiomycetes, Serinales, Debaryomycetaceae. The transcript has a single exon.